AUGCUUAAUGCUAAGAGUUCUGCUACUCCAUUUAAUUCUUCUAUUGUUGCUGACUCAUCAAGACCUUUUGAAGACCCGGUUCUUUAUAGAAUCACAGUUGGUGCAUUGCAAUAUGUUACCAUCACCAGACCUGACAUUGCUUUUGCAGUUAAUAAAGCAUGUCAGAAAAUGCAGCUUCCCUCUAUUGCUGAUAGGUCUGUUGUUAAGAGAAUUUUGAGAUACUUGGUUGGUACCAUCUCUUAUGGUUUGCAGUUUACUCUGAUGCUGAUUGGGCAGGAAAUAUCACUGACAGGAGGUCCAAUGGUGGCCUAUAAAUUUUUCUUGGUCCAAAUUUAA
Papaver somniferum (opium poppy) is the source of this 336-nucleotide messenger RNA. RefSeq lists its product as uncharacterized. Bases 1 to 336 code for a protein of 111 amino acids. The transcript has a single exon. NCBI's taxonomy places the organism in Eukaryota, Viridiplantae, Streptophyta, Magnoliopsida, Ranunculales, Papaveraceae. The record is from RefSeq and is a predicted model, not a curated record.